AGCGACGUACUUCACGCGGUACGCGCCGUGCUGAGAAGCGCGAUAUACAGAGUUAAUUCGGCCUAUCUAUUAUUACGCGAUGAUUAUUAUGCAUACAACAAUGUAAUCGCGGUGACAGGAAACCAGAAGCGCAUCCGGUGGAAUAGAUUACCUUCCCCAGGGGUGGGGUCGAAUAAUCGCUGUCAUUUAUUGCAAGCAAGUAAUUGACCAGUAAUGUCAAUCGCGUGAGAGGCAAUUAAAUAACGUGGUCAUGGCUCGACCCAUCGUGCCGAGCCAGCAAAAGCUGGCCGAGAAGCUGACUAUUUUGAACGAUAGAGGGAUUGGUAUGUUGACACGCAUUUAUAAUAUUAAAAAAGCGUGUGGUGAUGCCAAAUCGAAGCCUGCCUUCCUCUCCGACAAGGCAUUGGAGUCUUCCAUCAAAGCGAUCGUCAGAAAGUUUCCUAACAUCGAUGUAAAAGGACUGCAGACUAUUACGAACAUUCGUAAUGAGAUUAUCAAAUCCCUGUCAUUGUAUUAUUAUACAUUCGUGGAUCUAUUAGAUUUUAAAGAUAAUGUGUGUGAGCUUUUGACUACUAUGGAUGCAUGCGGUGUUCAUAUGGAUAUUACGAUUAAUUUUGAUUUGACCAAAGGAUAUUUAGAUCUUGUAGUCACUUAUAUCAGUUUGAUGAUUCUUCUAUCGAGAGUUGAAGAUCGUAAAGCGGUGCUAGGAUUGUUCAAUGCGGCUCACGAGAUGGUGCAUAGUCAAUCAGAUCCCAGUUUUCCUCGCUUAGGACAGAUGAUUAUGGAUUACGACGCUCCACUGAAGAAACUUUCAGAAGAAUUUGUACCGCACUCUAAAUUAUUGAAGAAUGCCCUGACUUCAUUGUGGCCAGUAUAUCCUGGUAGAAACUUGUCUGCUGACACAUGGAGAGCUGAUCAAAAAUUGAGUCUUGUUGGUAGUCCAGGCCAGAUUUUGAAAGCAGCGGCAACAGACACUAUGUCGUGCGAAACAUUGAGCUUGGAUAGAAUAGAAAGAUGGGUGAUUCUUGGAUUUACACUUUGUCAUACAUUCUUGAAUCAGGAACAACCAAGCAAACUGUGGAUCACUGCUUUAGAAUCUGGUUGGGUGCUGGCAUUAUUUAGAGACGAGGUAAUUUAUAUACAUCAGUACAUCCAAACAUUCUUCGAAGGUAUGAAAGGAUAUAGUAAAAGAGUUUCAGAAGUAAAAGAAUGUUAUAAUCAAGCGGUACAAAAAGCUGGUUACAGGCAUAGGGAAAGAAGAAAAUUCUUAAGGACUGCUCUAAAGGAACUAGGUUUGAUUCUAACCGACCAGCCUGGUCUUCUGGGCCCAAAGGCAUUACUGGUUUUAAUGGGGCUUUCUCAUGCAAGAGACGAGGUACUGUGGCUACUGAGACACGGAGAUAAUCCCCCUAUUCAAGGCAAAGGGAAAGGACGAGGUAGCGAGGAUUUGGUGGACCGUCAGUUGCCAGAAUUGCUUUUCCAUUGCGAAGAACUACGAGCAUUAGUAAAGAAAUAUUCUCAGGUGCUUCAAAGGUAUUAUGUCCAAUUUCUUUCGGGAUUCGAUGCUCCUGCUUUGCAUCAGAUGAUACAAAAUCUUCCAGUUUGUCCUGAAGACGAAGGAGCUAUUCUUAGUGAUAUGUGUUCAACUAUAGCUAGUUUGACUGUAAAACAAGUCGAAGACAAUGAAUUAUUUGAUUUCCGUGCCUUCCGGCUGGAUUGGGUUAGGCUGCAGGCCUAUAUGUCUAUCGCAAAGUGCAAUAUGAAUCUGGCUGAUAAUAGAGAGUUAGCUUCCUUUAUGGAUACAGUAAUCUUCCAUACGAAAAUGGUCGACAAUUUAGAUGAGAUGUUAGUCGAGACGUCCGAUUUAUCCAUCUUUUGUUUUUACAGCAAGAUAUUUGAAGAUCAAUUCCACAUGUGUCUCGAGUUUCCUGCUCAGAAUCGAUACAUUGUCGCCUUCCCACUCAUAUGCAGCCACUUCCAGAGUUGCACUCACGAGCUCUGUCCAGAGGAGCGUCAUCACAUUCGGGAGAGAAGCCUCUCCGUCGUUAAUAUGUUCCUGGAUGAGAUGGCCAAAGAAGCUAAAAAUAUUAUCACAACUAUUUGCGAUGAGCAGUGUAAUAUGAGCGAUAAAUUACUACCGAAACACUGUGCUCUGUUAAUCUCACAAGUUGUUAAUCGUAAGAAGAAAGACAAGAAUAAGAAAAACAUGUACGAGAUUCAUAAACCCGGUAUAGAGAGCUAUCGGAAGACACGGGAGGAAUUAACAACGAUGGAUAAGCUGCAUAUGGCUCUUACUGAAUUAUGUUAUGCCAUCAAUUAUUGCCCUACUAUCAACGUCUGGGAGUAUACUUUUGCACCGAGGGAAUAUUUGCAUCAACAUCUGGAGUCGCGAUUUGCUAGAGCAUUGGUAGGAAUGGUCAUGUAUAAUCCAGACACCAGCGAGAUAGCCAAACCAUCCGAACUUUUUGUCAGUGUUAGAUCUUACAUGAAUGUUCUUCAGACUAUCGAAAAUUAUGUUCACAUAGAUAUUACGCGUGUCUUCAAUAACGCCUUACUCCAGCAAACUCAAGAGCUGGAUAGUCAUGGUGACAAAACCAUAGCUGCGCUCUAUACGCAAUGGUAUUCGGACGUUUUAUUGAGGCGAGUUAGUGCCGGCAAUAUUUGUUAUUCCACGAAUCAACGAGCGUUUGUCAGCUUGUCAGUAGAAGGUGCCAUUCCAUUUAAUGCUGAGGAGUUCUCCGAUAUUAAUGAGCUCAGAGCGUUGGCCGAAUUGAUUGGACCGUAUGGUAUGAAGAUGUUGAACGAGAACUUGAUGUGGCACAUCGCCAGUCAGGUACAACAGUUGAAGAAAUUGGUGGCGGGCAAUAAAGACGUAUUGAUUUCUCUGAGAACGAAUUUUGACAAGCCAGAAGUGAUGAAAGAGCAAUUUAAAAAGCUGCAACACGUAGACAAUGUUCUUCAGCGAGUUACUAUAAUAGGUGUGAUUCUGAGUUUCCGGCAAUUAUCGCAGUCGGCACUGGUUGACGUGCUGGAGGAACGCAUACCGUUUUUGCUGAGCUCCAUAUUGGAUUUUAGACAUCAUUUGCCGUCCGGCGAUCCCAUGCGCGUUGUUUCUGAGAUGACAUCAGCUGCAGGCUUGACCUGCAAGGUUGAUCCUACCUUGACGACCGCGCUGAGAAAUCAAAAAGCAGAAGUCGACGAGGACGAACAUUUGCUCGUUUGUCUACUAAUGGUCUUCGUAGCGGUUUCCAUCCCGAAAUUGGCACGAAAUGAUAAUUCCUUCUAUAGAGCAUCGUUCGAGGGCCAUUCCAACAAUAUACACUGUAUGGCGACCGCGAUAAAUAAUAUAUUCGGAGCAUUAUUUACAAUUUGUGGGCAGAAUGACAUAGAGGAUAGAAUGAAGGAGUUCCUUGCUUUAGCCUCAUCCAGUUUGUUGAGAUUAGGCCAAGAAGCAGACAAAGAAGCAACUCGAAACAGAGAGUCCGUCUAUCUUUUAUUGGAUCAAAUAGUUCAAGAAUCUCCAUUUUUAACGAUGGACUUAUUGGAGAGCUGCUUUCCAUAUGCACUGAUACGCAACGCAUAUCAUGACGUAUACAAGCUCGAGCAUUCGCAACUAUGAAUUCAACGAAGCUGCGAGAGAGAAAGGGUGCUGCAUUUCCAACUUGCCACUCAGGGCCACUUUUUUACGUCCAUACUUGUACCAUCGGAGGCAAUCAUAAAGAAUUUGCUAUUUAUAUCAUUUAGCUAAACGAUAAUUUCCUGAAUGAUGCUAGUUUUAUGGCUAGCGUUGAUGAAAAAA
Molecule: messenger RNA, 3799 nt
Organism: Camponotus floridanus (Florida carpenter ant)
Lineage: Eukaryota; Metazoa; Arthropoda; Insecta; Hymenoptera; Formicidae
Gene: Hem
Product: membrane-associated protein Hem
Exons: 2
Coding region: 251-3619 (1122 amino acids)
Biological process (GO): neuron projection morphogenesis; cell projection assembly; cell morphogenesis
Cellular component (GO): SCAR complex
Source: RefSeq, a predicted model, not a curated record